AAAAGAAGUCGAAGUGCUACAAUGUGAGCCCCUGCAAGAGGUAUUUAAAGUUGAAGGGUCAAAGGGGGCAGAAGGAACAGUUUUGUUCCCUCAAUUAAAGAAAGUGGUCUUUGAAGACCUACCAUGCCUGACGAGCUUUUACAAGAAGAUUUCUGAAUGCCAUCCUCACUGACAAUGGAAAUAAGAGGUUGUCCCAUAUUAACGAUGUUUCCUUGUCAAUACCUCAACACUGUGGAGUUAAAGACAGCCGAUGCCCCUUUACAACCAUUCCGGAACAAGAAGGUUGAAUUUCCUAUCAUAAAGAAAUUAGUACUCAAUGAUGGGAGCAUGUUAGAAGGUGUUCUGCAUGCACAACUCCCAUCUGGGUCCUUUAGCAAAGUAAGAUUCCUAGAGGUGAAAAACUACUACAAUUUAGUAAAUGCUCGUACCCUGCUACAGUGGUUUGAGGUUGUUGAAGAACUCAAAGUGGAAUAUUGUUUUUCAUUAGAAGUUGUCUUCAAGCUUGAAGAACUUGAUGCCAUUCAAAGAAAGUCAAUAGUGUCUUCCCAAAUAAAAAAGUUGACAUUGAUUUGUUUACCUAAAUUGGUGAAUAUUUGGAUAAUGGAACCACAGGGACUUUUGGUCUUUCACAACCUAACAUAUUUAACAGUUCAAGCUUGCUACAGCCUUAGAUACUUACUCUCGCUCUCAAUGGCAAGUCUUCUCACACAACUAAGAGUACUAGUGAUUCAAAAAUGUAGCGUGAUGGAAGAAAUAGUUGGAAGUGAAGGACAAGGAGAAGAGGAUGCCAAGGGGGAAAUCGUUUUCUCUCACACGCUGGAUAUAAAAGUAACAGGAGAUGGUGGGUUGUUACGCCAUGUGAGUGACCUUAAUAGCUAUGUGCAGCAGUACAUUCGGAAAGGAAAGGGACUAGCUGUGGAUGAUGAUGAUGAUGAAGAAACAGGUAGUGGUGAUGAUGAUGAAACAAGUAGUGAUGAAGAAAUCUAG
Molecule: messenger RNA, 987 nt
Organism: Cornus florida
Lineage: Eukaryota; Viridiplantae; Streptophyta; Magnoliopsida; Cornales; Cornaceae
Exons: 4
Coding region: 157-987 (276 amino acids)
Source: RefSeq, a predicted model, not a curated record